AUGUCUCGACAACAUUCAAUUAUUUAUGAAGUUACUUCCGACAAUAUUGAAGAGAGUGAAGAAGAAAUUCAAGCAUUUAUAAAUAGUCAAAUAGGAGAAACCAGCAGAGAAACAACAACAACAACAAUUGAACAAUGCAACAAUAAUACGAACCAGUUAGAUAUUUUCGACUAUUUUAAAAUUACCAAUGAUGAGCCUCGGGUUAGAUGUAUUGAAUUGCCAAGAGUACUCACGGAGGAAUACAAUAAUUUAAUUUAUAAGUUUGAAUUGGAAAUUGCAAAGAAUAAUUUCAAUAUAGCUGAGGAAUAUAUUAAUCAGGCUAUUAGUAAGAUCCCUUUCUAUCCGUAUGGUUAUUUCCGAAAAGCUUCAUUGUUUUGGUCGAUUGGUGAUUAUAGGACUCAUAUUAGAAAUUUAGUUUAUGGAAUUUAUACUUGCACUGAUUUUCAAAAUAACUUUGAAAAGUACAAGAAUAUCUACAAGGAGAUGGAGGAAUAUAGAUCGGAAGUAUUUCAAAAUAAUUAUUUUAAUAUCGAUUAUUGGCUUUGUUUAUUUGGUGCCUCCAUGGCCUUGCAGGAGAAGAAACAACAAUUAUGUAUCAAGAGUUAUGAAAAUGCAUUGGAAUUUGUUCUCUCAGAGGACCACCAAGUAAAACUUGCCAAUUCUGAUUUGAAUACAGUUCUCCAUAGGUAUGAAUGCUUCUAUACAAUAUACAAUUGGUUGGGCAUAGCUCACUCAGAUAUGGAACGAUUUGAUUUGGAAAUUGAUUUUUACAAGAAGGCCUUGGAUACUAACUUUAAUACAGAAACUCUUCCUAAAUUGGAACAGUUUCAACUUGCUGGUUUGUUCAAUAAUAUAGGAGGAGGGUUAUUCUCUAUGAAUAAUCCUAUGCAAGCUAUUGAACAAUACAAUAUGGGUAGUAGCUAUUUCUCAGAACACUCUCUAUUAUUUCUGAAUAGAGCAGAUGCCUAUCAUCAACUUGGAAAAUUCAAGGAGGCAAUUCUUGACUUUGAGAAAUGUACUGCCUUGUGUAAAUACAAGGAGACAAUGAUUGAUUAUUUGGUGAAUUUGGCUGAUUCAUAUUUUUCAAUUGGUAAUUUCAAGAGAGCGAAUCAAAUUUUCAUGGAUUGCUACCAAAAGUAUGGAAUUAAGAGAGCUAGUCCAUUCCUGGUCGAGGUUGACAUGUUGUCGAUAUGGCAACAAGACAGCGACAAGUUUUUACGUUUUCUGAAUGAAGCCAUUGACAAUGUUGGAGACAAUGUACAAAUGCUGAAACGAUUAUUGAUAAGAAAAUAUUUUUUGGAGGAAACAGAUGAGUUAUACGAUAAGAUUGUUAAUUUCCAAAAUGGACUAUUGGAGAGGAUUUCUUAA
Molecule: messenger RNA, 1368 nt
Organism: Naegleria gruberi
Lineage: Eukaryota; Heterolobosea; Eutetramitea; Acrasida; Naegleriidae
Exons: 1
Coding region: 1-1368 (455 amino acids)
Molecular function (GO): protein binding
Source: RefSeq, a predicted model, not a curated record